GUGAUGUUUCAACAACAGAGGGUUACCCUUUUAAUGAUUUUAACAAUUUAAUGAAGAAUGACCAACAGCAAACGCAACAGCAUCAGUACUACAGCAAUCAACAACAGCAACUGGAACAACAGCCAACAAGUCAACAAUAUAAUCAUCAUGAUGGUGGUCUAAGAGAUGGGAAUAGCAGUGGUGUUGGCGGUGGUGGAGGCCAUCCACAGCAAAUGCCCUUAGACUCAACAUUGGGCGAAACACUGUCAUCAUUGCCACAGGCAUCUUUUAACUACAUCAACUCGAUUGUGGGUAGCGGUGUUAUUGGCAUUCCAUAUGCGUUUCAUCGUGCUGGUUUUGGCCUUGGUCUUUUAUUGCUCAUACUUGUUGCCUAUAUAACGGACUAUUCCCUUAUAUUAAUGGUCAAAUGUGGUCAUAUAUGUGGACGUUUUAGUUAUCCUGGUAUUAUGGAAGCAGCCUAUGGCAAAUACGGUUACUAUUUACUGUCCUUGCUGCAAUUUAUGUAUCCGUUUUUAGCAAUGAUUUCCUAUAAUGUGGUUGUGGGCGAUACUCUGUCUAAGGUACUGGUGCGCCUCAUACCCUCCUGGGGUACAUCGAUGGGUGCUGUUCGUUUGGGUGUGGUAUUCUUUGUAACCGUUGGCAUUGUUGUGCCUUUGUGUCUCUAUAAAAAUGUUUCACGUUUGGCCCGGGCAAGUUUCAUUAGUUUGGCCUGUGUCGUUUUCAUUCUAUUGGCUGUGAUUAUCAAUCUUCUAUCGGGCGAUUAUAAAAUUACGGAUACUGCGGAAUCUUGGAAAUUUGCAAAUUCUGAUGUCAUACCAGCUACAGGCAUUAUGGUAUUUGCAUUCAUGUGCCACCACAAUACAUUUCUUGUUUAUCAAUCAAUGCGUAACGCAACCAUGGAGCGUUGGGAAAAGGUUACUCAUAUAUCAAUUGGUUUUGCCUGGACGGUGGCUGCUCUAUUUGGCAUUGCUGGCUAUUCGACAUUUAGAGCUUUAUCACAAGGUGAUUUACUUGAAAACUACUGUUGGAAUGAUGAUCUAAUGAAUUUUUCACGUGUACUCUUCUCCAUAUCAAUACUUUUAACAUUUCCUAUUGAAUGUUUUGUGUCACGAGAGAUUGUAAGACACAUGGUGCAUCGUUUUGUGCUUAAGGAACCCAUCAGUGAGUUGACCGAUGAAAAAGAUCCAAAACAGGAAAAAGGAGCCGAAGUGGAUGAAUAUUCGAGAAACAUUACCUUGGCCAUAGUGUUUAGUGCUUUUGUUAUAUCACCCAUGACUGAGUGUUUGGGUUCGGUAUUGGAAUUAAAUGGUCUUAUGGCCGCUAUACCUUUAGCUUAUAUUUUGCCCGGUUUGGCGUAUAUACAAAUGGAUCCAAAUCCUUUAUUGAGUCGUGAAAAGUUACCUGCUUUAGGUUUGGUAGUGUUUGGUGCUUUAGUUACUAUAUUGGGUGCGGUUGUUUUAUUGCCCAGCAUCGAUGAGGACUGUCGAGCCGAUAUUGUUAUGGAUUAUUGUAAAAGCUCCAAUAUACGUGAUAAUAAUACACUAACAACUUAAUUUAUUUAAAUAUUGCACAUACAUACAUAUUUAUAUACAUACAGUAGUGUUUUUUCUCUCUCUCAACCCAAAACCACCCGAAUACCCCCUUUCGAAAUUGUGAUUGUUAACGAGUGUUUGUCGCCCGUACACAUUGUUCAGCAACUUGUUAAAUUUUGCAACAGAUCGUUAUGAGCAUCAGACAUUUAAUUUAGUAUAUUUAUAGAAAUACAUACAUACUAUAUAUACAAACAAACAUAUUUAAAUUAUAUUUAAAAAAACUAUAUAUUUUAUUAAGAUAAAAAAGAUUCAGAUAUAUUGAUAUAAUAACACAAAAUGAUAUUAAAUUCCUCUGUAGAAAUCAAAAGCCAUAAUUAAAUAAACAAAAAGGUAUUAGUUAUUAAGUUAUGUCAUUAAGUAGAACUAAAACAUAAAAAACAAUAACAAUUAACAAUCUUUAAAAAUCUACAGUUCUCUUUUAUCGAAAAUACUUUACGUGAGAUAUUCAUAUUUUGAAUCAAACAAUGGAAACAUAUUUGAUGAAAUCCCCUAUUUACUUGCAAAAUUUCCAAAUAUUUUCAAUUUCAGAAAAAUUUACAUUAAGUAAAGUAUUCUCGAACCAAAAAUGUAAACAUUCGUAGCAACGAAAAUAAAUAUAAUUUUAUCAAACCAAUAUUAAUUAAUCUCUAAUAGUAGUCCAAGAAAUUAUAACAGCAACGCCCAUUUAAUUCUAUAGUGUCUUAACUGUUUCGAUAUUUAUAUACCCAAAAAAAGAAAUAUGUCAUUGCAACCUAGUUUUGUCUGCCCAAUGUUAAGGACACCUUACGGACCAAACCCAGAGGUCUGAUGACUAAAUUUUUCCCACAAAUAUUCGAUAAUAAGUUUGGAAUUAGAAAAUAGGUCACUUUGAGCCAUAAUUUUGACUAUGUAAAAUGUUACCUAUUCAACUAACCCUUACAGUUCUCAAAUAAGAGUGAAGUUGGCUACGAAAAUAGAGGACUUGAUUGGAAAAUUUAAUGCCAAAAGAAUGACACAAUGAGACAUAGAGCAAGCGUAAGAUUAGAACUCUAUAAUAACAAGUUCAAAGAUCAAUUAUCUCAGUUAAAGUGAUCGUGAAUGACCUCGUUGUUCUUGUGAUUUAGCUACUUUAAUUAAGUAAACCUUUAGAUUCGAAACUCAGGACCAUAAACAUAAAUCUUGUAAAUGAUUUUUACAUGACCACGUAAAUGAUUCGGUAAUAGUAAUCGGUUCAUUUAAAAUACGAGUCCAUCAAGUAAGCCGAAGACUUGUUCUUACUCACAGAGAACACACUGUCGAAAAUCUGAUAUGAAUAGAGCAAAUCCUAAAUAUACCCUGACAAGGAAGGAAAAUUCAAUGCUAUAAAUUGUAUAAUCUAUCAUUAUUUAAACAUGAAUACCUCUAUAUAUCCGAUACACUCACAUCAAGUAUAUAUGUUGAUGAUGAUAUAAGAUAGAUGUCCUUACAGCAUCAUAUAACAGUUGAAAACAACUUAUUUCCAACACUUAGUAAACAGCAUCAGGCUUAUUCCGAAUUAUGGACUUUACAGUGCAUCAAUCGUUUAAUCAAUAAUCUCUUUGCCUAAGUUUGAGUUUAAAUGCAGCCACGCCGAAGAUACGUCCUCAAUAACCGGGAUAAAAUCGUAACUCUAUGGUUCACACUUUACAACACUAAGUCAAAAUAGUGGAAAGUUCUAGUCGGCCUUUGGUGUAUCUCCUUUGUCCCCCGACGGAAGAGAAUGUUGGUUUAAGGUCUGAUAUAUCCUAUACUUAAUGGGUAGGGUAAUUCUCUCUUCGAACAGGUCUGUGUAAAAAGCAGCAUAUGCUGGAUUCUUCGAACAGGUCCGACAGAAGAGAAUGUUGGUUUAAGAUCUAAUAUAUAUCCUAUACAUAAUAGGUUGGGUAAUUCUCUCUUCGAACCGGUCUGUGUAAAAAGCAGCAUAUGCUGGAUUCUUCGAACAGGUCUGUGUAAAAAGCAUCAUAUGCAGGAUUCCUAAACCCCAUCGGUAUUUCUUACCGGUCGUGUAGUGGGACGCCGAUAUAUGCUGGAAAAUUGUCAGGUUAGCUUUAAGUGAUCUAUAUAAUCAUGGUAAUGGAACAGAUGCGAAAAUUGAUGAAAGAUCGGUGAAGUUUCACGGUGCUGUUGCCAUCUCAACAAGAUUCAUGCUAUAUCUUUUGUCACAUAGAUCAGUUCCUGAUCCAUUUUGUUGGGUAUGUCGGACUAACAAUUAUGUCUCUAUGUUCUGUUUCUGAUACAACUUAAAGAGGUUUAAAGAGGCUUAAAGGAGUUAAGGAAUACACUGGAAUAUUCGGAAGAUUGAUUUCACCUGAUGUUGGGGUUUGUCUCCCCUUUUAUUGACUUUAGACUAGUGAUUGGUUUUUGCCUUGAGCCUAUACUACUAGGGUUACUAUGGCAAGAGAUUACAUAGCUCGAGUACUUAAACAAAGUGCUUCUCAGUAAUGUAGUUGGCUGGCUAGAUAUCAGUCAAUGUUGCUAAUGAUUACUAACAAAUCUUUUUGUGUAAAAACCACAUAUAUUUUUUCGGAGUUGUGACACUAUUGAAAUAAAUGAGCGAUAUUUAAUUUGAAAAAAAAAAAAAAUAUUUGUCUUGUUUUAAAAAAAUAAAUUUAUAGCAACAAAUUGACCAAAUAAAACAAUUUAAUAAAUAUUAAA
Messenger RNA from Lucilia cuprina (Australian sheep blowfly), 4223 nucleotides. Its product is annotated as putative sodium-coupled neutral amino acid transporter 11. Gene Ontology annotation, molecular function: amino acid transmembrane transporter activity. Lineage: Eukaryota; Metazoa; Arthropoda; Insecta; Diptera; Calliphoridae. The transcript is spliced from 9 exons. The record is from RefSeq and is a predicted model, not a curated record. Bases 51 to 1553 code for a protein of 500 amino acids. Gene Ontology annotation, biological process: amino acid transmembrane transport.